AUGCCUCGCGGCACGGUGGCGGAUACUUGUUUCGUCACGGAUUCCCCAGGCAAGGCCGAGUGUCUGAAGAAUUGUUCCAAGAGCGACGGCUAUGCGUGCGUGGUGCCUGUGCCGAAGGCCCGUGACCCCAUGUAUCUGGACGAUGCCGUUGCGCUUGGGAGUGCCAUGUAUUGCUUCUCCGUUUACAUGGCGGACACUGGCAGCGACGGCACCGUCGCGCGCCCGGACGAGCUGGGCUUGUUGAGGGCGUCGUACGACAGGAGCAUGGGGAUCUUCGCCUGUGAGAAGUGGGGCAUCUUCAGCGACGUGCCAGGCGAUCUGAAGCCUGGCGUUGCCUUCGUGGCUGUGGACGAUGUGGACGGAGACUUCCACAUCCUGAAGCGCAAGGAGACGGGAUCUUGGAUCAACACAGGCUUGCACACCCAGGUCUGGAAGGCGAUUCUGGCAGCCGGAGAUUACAAGACAGCCGACUGGGUCGUGAAGGUGGACUGCGACGCAGUGUUUCUGCCCAGCCGUCUGAGGCCCUUCCUCGCCUCCCAGGGCGCGCCCAACCCUCUGACUGGCAUUCCCGGCAUCUACCUUGAGAAUUCUUUGUGA
Messenger RNA from Prorocentrum cordatum, 597 nucleotides. The record is from the annotation of a GenBank genome assembly. Lineage: Eukaryota; Dinophyceae; Prorocentrales; Prorocentraceae.